This is a messenger RNA of Nothobranchius furzeri (turquoise killifish), 6157 nucleotides long. The record is from RefSeq and is a predicted model, not a curated record. NCBI's taxonomy places the organism in Eukaryota, Metazoa, Chordata, Actinopteri, Cyprinodontiformes, Nothobranchiidae.
CCUCCUCGGUCACGUGACCGAACGACUCCUCCAGCUAGCUGCUCCCUUCUACAGUCAUGGCGGUGUCGGGGAGCCGCGGAGAUGGAGUAAACAACACAUCUUCUGCAUCCUAAUAGCUGCCGUAGCCACCGGACCUGGACCUGCUGCUGCCGUUUGAAUGAUCACAAACAUCUCGAAGGCUGCGGCGCUUCCAACGAUGACGGACCGCGGUGUGGAUCUGUCGGCUCUGCCUAAAGAGGUCAGGGACCAGCUGGCGGAGCUGGACCUGGAGCUGUCCGAAGGUGACAUCACUCAGAAGGGCUAUGAGAAGAAAAGGACCAAACUCCUAGCUCCAUAUAUAAUCCAGGCUCCAGUGCCUCCCCCUCAGAAUGACUUCCAGCCUCCAGCUCCCAGUUCCUCCAGCCAGGCCCCUCCCCCCUCCAGUUCAUCCCGGUACCGUGAACGUCGCUCCCGCAGAACUCAUCGCAGGGGAGGGACCAGGGAUGACCGCUACAGAUCAGAUGUUCAUUCGGAGGCAGUUCAGGCCGCCCUGGCAAAGCAUAAGGAGGAGAAGAUGGCACUUCCCAUGCCUACCAAGAGGAGGUCUACUUACGUGCAGUCUCCCAUUGAAACUCGCACACCCCCAGACUCCUCAUCAGGUUCUGAAGAUGAGACAUCUGUGCGCCGACAGUCUUCGGUGAUCGCCCCCCCGCCUCCAGUCAAUUCAAACAAACAGAGCCCAGACUGUUGGAUCAGUCGCUCCGCUCAGGGCUCCUCCACCUCCUCCUCGGCCUCCUCCACACUCUCCCAUGGCGAAGCUAAACCUCAGCCUCAGAGCCAGCCCCAGCCUCAGUACAAGCCGCAGUACCAGCCUCUGUAUCAGCCUCAGUACCAAUCUCAGGAGCAGAGCCGCACUGCAGCAGUGACAGACAUGCUGGCUCACGCCGGGAGUGCUGGGAGCGCCCCUUCCUGCACGUGCCAUCCUCUCCAUGAGUGGCCUUAGCCACGGUGUCAUCAGGGUCAAUACAGAGGACAAGAACUCUGCUCUGACAGUACAAGAUGUGGGACACGUCAUGCCUGGAGCUCUGAUGUGUAUAGUUAAGCCAGAUGGACCACCUCAGUUGUGUAAAACCGAUGAGAUAGGAGAGAUAAUCAUCAACUCCCGCGCUGGAGGCAUGAUGUACUAUGGCUUGCCUGGACUCACCAAAAACACCUUUGAGGUGAUACCGGUCAACGCUAAUGGCGUUCCUAUUGGAGAGAUUCCAUUUGUGCGGUCAGGACUCCUGGGGUUUGUUGGCCCAGGCAGUCUGAUCUUUGUGGUGGGGAAAAUAGAAGGUUUGCUGAUGGUUAGUGGGCGGAGACACAACGCUGACGAUCUGGUGGCCACUGCUCUCGCCGUGGAACCAGUUAAGACUGUUUAUCGUGGACGGAUCGCUGUGUUUUCAGUCUCAGUUUUCUACGAUGAGAGGGUUGUGAUUGUGGCAGAGCAGAGGCCAGAUGCCAGCGAGGAGGACAGCUUCCAGUGGAUGAGCCGAGUGCUUCAGGCCAUCGACAGCAUCCACCAAGUGGGCCUGUACUGUCUAGCUCUGGUCCCGGCCAACACUUUACCCAAAACGCCCCUGGGUGGCAUCCACAUCUCUGACACCAAGCAGUUCUUCUUAGAGGGCACCCUGCAUCCCUGCAACAUCCUGAUGUGUCCUCAUACAUGCGUCACCAACCUGCCUAAGCCACGCCAGAAGCAGCCAGUUGGUGUUGGUCCUGCCUCUGUCAUGGUGGGAAACCUGGUGGCAGGGAAGCGGAUUGCUCAGGCUGCUGGGAGGGACCUUGGCAUGAUUGAAGACCAGGAUCUUGUUCGGAAGCUCUGUAUGUGGCCCACUGUGAUGCAUCAGUAUUUGACAGAGGCUCUACAGUGGAGGGCUCAGACCGACCCAGAACACGUUCUCUUUGUGCUCCUUAACUCAAAGGGUGUAGCGGUUGGCACGGCAACAUGCAUUCAGCUUCACAAGCGAGCUGAGAAGAUUGCAGCAGCUCUUACAGAGAAAGGCAGCAUCAACACCGGGGAGAACGUGGUGCUGCUCUUUCCUCCCAGCAUCGAUUUGAUUGCGGCCUUCUAUGGCUGCCUGUAUGCUGGUUGUGUCCCAGUAAAUGUCAGACCUCCACACCCGCAGAACCUGGCAGCCACUCUGCCCACAGUCCGGAUGAUUAUCGACGUUAGUAAGGCUGCGUGUAUCCUAACAACACAAAACCUCAUGAGGACCCUGCGCUCCAAAGAGGCUGCAGCUUCAGUCAACAUUAAAACCUGGCCAACAAUCAUUGAUACAGAUGACCUUCCUCGUCGCCGGCCUCCACAGAUCUACAGGCCGCCCACAGCAGAGAUGAUAGCUUAUCUGGACUUCAGUGUGUCCACUACAGGCAUGCUCACUGGUGUCAAGAUCUCUCAUGCAGCCGUCAGCGCACUCUGCCGCUCCAUAAAGCUUCAGUGUGAGCUGUAUUCCUCCCGGCAGAUAGCCAUCUGUUUGGACCCCUACUGCGGUCUGGGCUUUGUGUUGUGGUGCCUCGCAAGUGUUUACUCAGGUCACCAGUCCAUCCUGAUUCCUCCAUUUGAGCUGGAGAGCUGCUUGUCUCUGUGGCUGAGCACGCUCAGUCAGUACCGCGUCAGGGACACUUUCUGCUCCUAUUCUGUGAUGGAGCUCUGCACUAAAGGGCUGGGAACUCAGACCGAGUUACUCAAGGCCCGUGGUGUGAACUUGUCGUGCGUGCGCAGCUGUGUGGUGAUAGCAGAGGAGCGACCUCGGCUCUCUCUUACUCAGUCCUUCUCCAAGCUGUUUAAGGAUGUAGGACUGUCGACCAGAGCCGUCAGCACAGCUUUCGGCUCCAGGGUUAACCUUGCAGUCUGCCUGCAGGGAACCACUGGUCCUGAUCCCUGUACGGUGUAUGUGGACAUGAAGUCUCUACGCCACGACAGAGUGAGGCUGGUAGAGAGAGGAGCACCUCAGAGUCUUCCUCUCAUGGAGUCUGGCAAGAUACUGCCUGGCGUUAGGGUGAUCAUUGUAAACCCAGAAACUCGAGGCCCACUUGGUGAUUCUCAUCUGGGAGAGAUCUGGGUGCACAGCCCUCACAAUGCCAGUGGUUACUACACCAUCUACGGAGAGGAGAGUCUCCAGGCCAACCACUUCAACACCAAGCUCAGCUUUGGAGAUCCGCAAACUUUAUGGGCCAGAACCGGGUACCUGGGUUUUGUGAAGAGGACAGAGCUCCUGGAUGCCAGUGGAGAUCGGCAUGAUGCUCUUUUCGUGGUCGGCUCACUCGAUGAGACGCUGGAGCUACGAGGACUGCGCUAUCACCCUAUUGACAUUGAGACAUCAGUGUCAAGAGCUCACAGAAGUAUUGCUGAGAGUGCUGUGUUUACUUGGACUAACCUCCUGGUGGUCGUGUCGGAGUUGUGCGGUUCAGAGCAGGAUGCUCUGGAUUUGGUGCCUCUAAUUACAAAUGUGGUCCUGGAGGAGCACCACCUCAUUGUGGGAGUGGUGGUCAUUGUUGACCCAGGGGUCAUACCCAUCAACUCCAGAGGAGAGAAACAACGUAUGCACCUUCGUGACUCGUUCCUCGCCGACCAGCUGGAUCCUAUCUAUGUUGCGUACAACAUGUGAGGAGUGGUGUGUUCUGGGCAUGCUUUGCUGUUGUCUGCUGCCUUCAGCAGCAUCGUGGCUUGGCAGAGAGAGGGUGUAAAGCAAAAAGCAUGAAGCACCAACACUCCGCCCUGUGUGACACCAGCAUUUCUCAGCCACUGCAUGUCUUUGAUUGGAUCUGCCACAUUCAAGGCUAUUCACUGUGUUGUUAUAAUAACAUCUUGCAAACGGGGCAAAACUUAACAUGAAAAGCAAAGUGAAAAGAAAAGCCAUGUCGCAAAGGGCAAAAUAACACAACAGGUCACUUUUAUGAUAAACAGUUCUUUCUUAGUUCAAAUAUGUCUUCUUUUAAUCUAGUUACCACAAACUGAUUCCCUUUUUUUGUGUCCAAAAAUAGUUUCUUAAUUUAUGUCUCCUUACAAUUGUUUUACUUGCAGCUUGCAUGAAUGCAUAUUUGAAGUCCUUAUAAUUUCUCAACGGCAAAAUGGAUAAAUAAGAGAGUGAACUCUGACAUGAGUGUGCAUCUUUUAAAACUUUACCCCUCCCCCUCAUAAUUGAAGCCAAAAAGACUUCCCUGCCUUACAAAACUUCAGCCAUACAUUCCUAUCCUCACUUUAAUGGCUUUCCUAUAAAUGGCUGUUAAUGCUUUUGCCUAAUAUAGUGAAUUCUGACAGAUAUUGGAAAAAAGGGAUUAAAGUGAGAGGAAAGAGGCCAGAUUAUCUACUGUAACAACAGGGGUCUCUAUGUAUUUUGGAUACUGUAUGUUUCUGUAUAGAUAUUUUUAUUUGUAUAAAUGUAUAAAAUGCAUUACUCACAUGUCUCAGUUGGGCGUUUGAGGAUGAAUAACAAAGAGACCACAAUGGUAGCAGAGAGAAGAUUGUAAAUAGGCUUUAAAAAAUUGAUUUCACAUGGAAAUUAUUAGCUAUAAGGGAGGGUGAGGAUAAAUAACUUUAAAGGAAUUGUUAGUCCUAUAUGAAAUUGCACUUUUUAAAAAAAUGAUCUAUUUUAUUAUAACUGAGGCAUUAUGAGCUAGGGUUCAGGAGGAAAUGUGAAGAGUUUACAGCAACCAGGAACUUUCCCCGUCACUGUCAGUGGAGAAAACCAAUGUGAUGACUGUUUACAGGCAGCUGGGUAGUUUUGCAAAAAGCAAGUCCACCGUCCACCUGAUCUUCAUCGCCUUCGUGUUGGCAAACAGACCCAAUCCUCUCAGUUCGUGCAACACGAUGGAACAUUAACGGGUUUAAUACGCCUCCUCUCAGCACUCAGAUGUUCAAACUGUGUUUUGUGUUUGUGCAACUAUGUAAAUAAUUAAUCUGACAUGCAAAAGCUUUGAUGUUUGUAUUGUAGUCAACAGAAGCGAUUCAUGUUUGUCAUAAAUUAUUUUCUGUAAUCGGUCACUGGAUUUAUGAGCGCUUGUGAAUACAGCUGCAGAGCUGAGCCACAGAUAGAACAUCGCGUGUUGGCAAAUAAAUGCAUCUGAAAGAUAUAUUUACAAAAUACAUUUUAUUUCCUGCAAUCAUUCCUAUAAUUGAAAGUUUUAAUUUGCAAUGGAUUCUAUAGCAUUUUAUCAGUAGACCCCCAACCAUCAGACUGUAAAUAAUUUUUCAUUAUUUUCAGACAAGCUGAACCCAGUUUUGGAGAAGAUGCUAUUCAUUAAAUAUAAAUAAAAAUAAAUUUUAGUUUUUUGCAUUAUUUUAUGUACUGGAGGUACUUAAAGUAGAAAUGUACUGUGUGGACUGAAAAUAUCACCAUUUCAUGUAACAAUAAGAGUGUGUGAUCAUUUUAACCUCAUCUUAAUCCACCUAAUUUUAAAAGGGGUCCAACAGCACUUCACCUUAGCUUUAACAUUGUGUUCUGCCAUUCCAGCAAAACAUGGACUUGACUUAUGUGGACAUCUCAUUUUGAUGCACAAGGUAUGAAACUACAUUCAGGGAGUAAAACUCACUACAGGGAAGGACCAGGUUGUCCCAUAAUGCAAUCUGUGAACGGAGCCCAUAUAAUGUGGACAAAAUGAAUCUCUAAAGAGCUAAAAGAUGGAUUAUGGCCACCAGUGUGCAUCUACCUGCUCUGCUGGGAAGUCUACAAGGGCUUCUUCUGGUUCUUACUCAUUACCUUUCAGCAUCACAAUUCUUACACACUAUGCAAUCUUAAUGAUGGUGCAAUUUUAAUUUCAGAGUGUGCACAGUCUGGAGAAAUAAACAAGAUACUAAUAUUUUUAUUAUUAUGACUCAAGAGGGAUUGAUAAAAUGUAACUAGUAGUGUACUUAAGACUGUAUUCAUCUCUCUUAAGCUGUUUUGUUGAUAUUUUUGUGUAUGCACUUAGUAUGUUGUAUUUUAAUUUAAUAGUGAAAUCAACACUUGCUUCAAGAAGAUGAGAUUGGCUUUUGACUUUUUUAACUGCAUGGGGGUUAUUUAAACACCACAGUUUAAAAAAAUGAAGAUACACAUCAUCUUCCCCCUCCUUAUUUUUUUCUACUUUGGUUUGUUGUACUUUGUUUUAUAUUUUAUGUAUCAGUAAUGCAGAAUAAAUAGACACAUUUAACCACUCA